This is a messenger RNA of Exophiala xenobiotica, 2537 nucleotides long. RefSeq lists its product as uncharacterized. The record is from RefSeq and is a predicted model, not a curated record. The transcript has a single exon. Gene Ontology annotation, biological process: carbohydrate metabolic process; N-glycan processing. Gene Ontology annotation, molecular function: mannosyl-oligosaccharide 1,2-alpha-mannosidase activity; calcium ion binding. Gene Ontology annotation, cellular component: endoplasmic reticulum; Golgi membrane. Lineage: Eukaryota; Fungi; Ascomycota; Eurotiomycetes; Chaetothyriales; Herpotrichiellaceae. Bases 151 to 1956 code for a protein of 601 amino acids.
CGGGGGCCACCAGCGCAAUCGUCGUCGGAGUAUUGUCUCGAGGCAUCCCGGUUCGCUGGAGAUGAUCUAAGAGCAGAACGUGCAAAUAGGAUGAUCAGCUAUCCACCUUGACAACCUGUUCGGCUGACUUGAUCUCAUCAAGGCGCGAUCAUGAUCCGCAUCCGAAGACUCUGGCUGGUCCCAGCGUUCUUCAUCGCCUGCGUCGUGUAUUACCUAUUCCUACAACCCAGCAGUACCCGCGAGCCUUCUUUCCAAUAUCCUGCCAAUGCCCCCGACGGAAAGCUACAUUGGACGAAACGUCCAGAGAAAUAUCCGGUCGCAAACGUACGCGAACUGCCCACUGAGCCCCUUGUAAACAUCCCUCAGAUCCAGUUCGACUUCCAUGCCCAGCCCGAAUCCGCCGCCGAGAAGAAGACCAGAGAGACGAGACUGAGAGUCGUCAAGGACGCCUUCAUACACGCUUGGAACGGGUACAAGAAUCAUGCUUGGGGCGCCGAUGAAGUUGGACCGCUUAGUGGUACCGCGCGUACGAGUUUUGGAGGUUGGGGCGCGACCUUGGUCGAUACGAUGGAUACGCUAUGGAUCAUGGAUCUGAAAGAUGAUUUUGAAAAAUGCGUCGAGGCGGUGAAGAAGCUCGAUUUUACGACGAGCCAAGAGGAGACAAUCAACGUCUUCGAGACGACGAUUCGAUACCUGGGAGGCCUGCUGGCUGCCUACGAUCUAUCGGACGCAAAGUAUCCGGUCUUGCUCGAGAAGGCGCAAGAGCUCGGCGAGAUACUAUACUCUGCAUUCGAUACACCUAACCACAUGCCUAUGGCGAGAUGGAGUUGGCGAAAGACUGCUCUGGGCGGUGAGAUCGAGCCGAGCACAAACACCCUACUGGCCGAGAUCGGGAGUCUGACCGUCGAAUUCACACGAUUGAGCCAACUUACGGGCGACAUGAGAUACUUUGACAUUGUGGAAAGGAUUACUGAGCAGAUGGAUUUUGCCCAGAACCAGACCAAGAUCCCAGGCCUGUGGCCGACCAUCGUCAAUGCGAAAACGCUUGCAUUUGAUUACAACCAUUUUACAAUGGGCGGAAUGGCGGAUUCGACCUACGAGUACCUGCCAAAAGAGUAUAUGAUGCUUGGUGGUCGCGACGGAAAAUAUCGGCAUAUGUACGAAGAGGCCAUCGAAGCCGCGAAGAGAUAUUUAUUCUACAGACCUAUGCUCCCCUCUGGGGAAGACAUUCUUCUCAGUGGCAACGCCGCAGUGACCGCUUUGGAAACGAUACCUAUAUCGAGUUUGGACCCACAAGGCCAGCACCUCGCUUGUUUCGUCGGUGGCAUGGUCGCGAUCGGAGCAAAGAUCUUCAGUCGACCUGAUGAGUUGCACGUUGCUCGCCGUCUUGUUGAUGGCUGCAUCUGGGCUUACAACGCCAUGCCGUCCGGAUUGAUGCCGGAGACCUUCCACAUGUCAGCCUGCCAGGUCGGGAUCAAUGAGCCAGCGCCGGGCAGAUGCGAAUGGACAGACGAUAAAUGGUAUGAAGCGAUCUCGAAGAAGCAUUCACCUAUGGGCCACAAGGAGAUGACUGCCGUCGAGCUGGGGAAAACCCUGGUCAAGCAGCGUCAUAUAUUUCCUGGCUUCACUGACCACGGCGAUAACCGAUAUAUUCUUCGUCCCGAGGCCAUCGAAUCCAUUUUCAUCCUGUACCGCAUCACAGGUGAUGUGAAAUUACAGGAGGCUGCGUGGAAAAUGUUCCAAUCGAUCAAUACCGCUACAAAGACGCCAAUUGCACACGCUGCCAUCUACGAUGUGAGGGCGCAGAUGCCGGAACAAAGUGAUCGCAUGGAGAGCUUCUGGUUGGCUGAGACGUUGAAGUACUUUUACCUCAUUUUUAAUGAGCCCUCGGUCGUCGACUUGGACGAGUGGGUGCUCAACACCGAGGCGCACCCUUUCAAGAGACCGACAAGUUGAGCCAGUAUAGACCAUUUGCAUUCAAAAUCUGCAUACUGCAUACUGCCGCGGAAAAGCAGCGAGUGGUACUCCAUUCAACGCUCUCCAAAUUGCUCGUGAUGUCGGUCUGCCAUGCGAGGAUGACCACCUGCCUGAGGCGCAGAACGGAGGUCGGCCGACUUUGGAUACCCUGCAUCCCCCAAAUUGACUGCGGUGAAUCGAAAGCUCAAACUUGCAUGACCUGGGACUCAGAUCGCGGUAUAUCACACCAAAGCAAAGUAGAGCUCGACGUCAGAAUCAUGCCCGUCCUGGCCUCUAUGGACUGUCGAUAGGGCUGGUAAAGAAUACAAGAUGCCCCAGGUCCGUGGCCGUGGAUUUGCAUCGCGAAUGAUUGACGUCGUGCUUCGCAGCUACCUCCAGCGAAACCCCUUGUCGACAUCCGCAGUACGAUGCAUGGGAAGGAAGGGGAUAGCUAGGAAGAGCGAGAAAGCUGAGAAGCAAGCCCAAUUUGUCCGCUGCCCCAUAAUAUACUCGUCCUGGUUAAUAUGACCAUGCGUGAUGAAGCAACAGAUUCAUUCCAGGUUGAAAGGACCUACAGGCUG